AUGAGCGGAAAAAAAACAGCCUUAGUUGUAGUGGCAUCAGGAUCCGAGGAUGUAGAAUACAUCACAACGGUCGAUGUGUUAAGAAGAGCUAACAUAAGUGUGACAACGGCAUCGGUUGAAGAAACAGAGAAGGUGUGCCUCCAAUCAAAGAAUGUUAUCAUUGCUGAUACAAUAAUUGAUAAAGUAAAAAACAAUAUUUAUGAUGUAAUAGUUAUUCCAGGAGGUAUGAAAGGAUCGAAUGCAAUAUCCAAUUGUAGCACAGUUAUCGAAAUGUUGAAGGAACAGAAAAGUAGUAACAGAUUUUAUGCAGCUAUAUGUGCAGCACCCGAAACUGUUCUACAUCGUCAUUCCCUAAUUGAUGAUGUUGAGGCAGUGGCAUACCCAUCGUUUGAAAGCGAGUUCAAGCAUAUCGGUAAGGGAAGAGUAUGUGUAUCAAAGAACUGUAUAACAUCUGUUGGUCCAGGGUCUGCUGUAGAAUUUGCACUUAAAAUUGUCGAAAUGUUAUUAAAUAGGGAUACAGCCCUUAAUCUUGCUAACGCUUUUCUCCUUCACCCCUCUGUGAACUUUUAA
Molecule: messenger RNA, 570 nt
Organism: Plasmodium gonderi
Lineage: Eukaryota; Apicomplexa; Aconoidasida; Haemosporida; Plasmodiidae
Product: protein DJ-1
Exons: 3
Coding region: 1-570 (189 amino acids)
Biological process (GO): protein deglycation, glyoxal removal; guanine deglycation, glyoxal removal
Cellular component (GO): nucleus; cytosol
Molecular function (GO): protein deglycase activity
Source: RefSeq, a predicted model, not a curated record